Helicoverpa armigera (cotton bollworm) is the source of this 1044-nucleotide messenger RNA. RefSeq names its product sialin. Gene Ontology annotation, cellular component: membrane. Gene Ontology annotation, molecular function: transmembrane transporter activity. Gene Ontology annotation, biological process: monoatomic anion transport; transmembrane transport. Bases 32 to 988 code for a protein of 318 amino acids. Lineage: Eukaryota; Metazoa; Arthropoda; Insecta; Lepidoptera; Noctuidae. The transcript has 7 exons. The record is from RefSeq and is a predicted model, not a curated record.
UAUAACCACGGGGAGUUUCUGCACGUUCCUCAUGUGUGCGGCAGUACAUUACUACUCGCAUUGGCGCGUAGGCUUUUACAUAUCUGGAAGCAUACAAAUGAUAUGGGCUAUUAUUUGGGUCUUCAUUGUCACCGAUAGCCCAAGGAAACACCCCUAUAUAUCUGACGAGGAACAAACAUAUUUAGUUAAUACAAUUGGAAACAUUUUUGCAAUAAAAUCGACAAAUGCUCAGGCUCCAUGGCGGCUAAUACUAAGAUCUGUGCCGUUUUGGGCACUCUGCAUCCUCAACUUUGGAUACUCCUGGAUGAUUAUUUCCCUUUGUCUCUACGGUCCACUUUUCUAUUCUAGAGUCAUCAAAUACUCCAUUUAUACGGCAUCGGCGCUUACAGCAUUACCAUUUUUCUUACGUUUAGUGCUGGGAACAAUCCUUAUACAGACUGUUCACAAUUACAAAUACAAGCCGCAAGUAUGUCGGAUAAAACAUCUCAGGAAAUAUUUCAUCAUAGUGUCUCACGUCAUCCCUGGAAUGUUGGUUUGCGUUUCAUGGUUGCUGCCGAUCGUUCCGGGUCCCUUUCUGCUAACUUUAGCAGUUGCGUUAACAGCUGCCGGAAUGGAUCUGACAUUGGACCUCUGUUAUGAGCUGACGCCUACAUACGUGAAUUCUAUCAAUACAAUCAUUAAAAUAAUUGGGAAUACGUCAGGCAUAAUAAUAUCUCUUUGUGUCGGACAAGUAACAUACAAGUAUAAGAAUUUGCCAAUGGUGUGGAAGCAUAUCUGGUGUUUUCAUGCAUCUGUAUUAUUUAUGAGCGGAAUCAUAUUUUUGAUUUGGGGUGAGACUGAAAUACAGCCAUGGAACCAGACAAAUAAAGAGAGAAGCCGGCAACGCGCGCGCAAGAUUAUAAUUCCUUUGCCAUCUGUAAUGUCAAAUAUUACUGAAGUAGAAGAAACCAGUGUGAGGUCAUCAUUAGCGAGAGUUUCUCAAAUUUAAUUCAGCGAAACACUACCGUAUCUCAAUUAGAAUUUAUUUAUUGCCAAAAAUAAAUA